Molecule: messenger RNA, 3315 nt
Organism: Zootoca vivipara (common lizard)
Lineage: Eukaryota; Metazoa; Chordata; Lepidosauria; Squamata; Lacertidae
Product: F-box/LRR-repeat protein 21
Cellular component (GO): mitochondrion
Molecular function (GO): protein binding
Source: RefSeq, a predicted model, not a curated record
GGCCGCCUUGGGUGGGGCGCGCGGCAUUAGCUCCUGCGCCACAGACGCAACAACAAGGCCCGUUUCGGGGGUGGGCCCCGGCGGAGAAACUGCUGCGCGCACUUUCAGGGCCUGGGAGGCGUCGGGGCUGCUGCGAGGGGAGCGUUUGAAGCACGGCUGAGCUAGGGUGCGGGGGAGGAGCAGCCGCCGCGAGUCCCGUUGGCGCGGAAAGCGGCAGUGGGGUGUCCGCCAGAAGUGCGCGGGUGGGGCGUCCGUUGGGCUCCCUUGCGCCUUCCUUCCCCUGGCAAACGCCACGAAGCCUGUGAGGAAGUCGGUGGCAACACUCGAGGGAGGGAGAAAGAAGCGCCUUUUGGUGGCUGGGGAGGGGGGCACGUGGAAGAAGCAAAGCCGUAGCCUCCCUAAAUCAUAAAGCUCCCUAAUGCACCCUGAGCUGAAAAUCUGCUUCUGACGUAAAAGAGUGCGCGCCCGUGUACGCCUUGAGCAACUGUUUAUAAACAGCCCUGCAGCUGGUGACAGGUUUUGAAAAACAAAGGUGUUGAAUGAAAAAUCUAGGGACCUUCAUUACAAGUUGGAGUGCUUAACACUAGACUGAACAAACAACACCUAGAAGUGCAAGCUGACAGAUGUGGGUGAUUGACUCAUGGCCGCAGAUGACCCAGUUCAUUCAUCCAGCGUUAACUAUAAUUUGGACACAUUCUUUAGAGAUCUACUGUACGUGAAAACUUACAGAAAGCUUUGCAGCUUCUAUACAUCUCAACAGUAUUGUACCUGAAAUCAUUUUGCUCUCGGAAUGAAGAGGAUCAGGCAGACAGUUAAAGCUGAAAAUCCAGUUCUUCAAACACUACAGAGGACAAAAAAGCAGAAAACUGGUUUUUACAACUCUCUGUUUGACACAUCUCAUCCUUUUACCUUGAUGGACUGGGGAAGUCUGCCACACCUCGUAGUCUUGCACAUCUUCCAGUGCCUGCCUCUUGUUGAUCGUGCCCGUGCAUCUUCAGUUUGCCGGAGAUGGAAUGAAGUGUUUCAUAUUCCUGAUCUCUGGAGAAAGUUUGAAUUUGAGCUUAAUCAGCCUGCUACUUCAUACUUGAAAUCUACUCAUCCAGAUCUCAUUCAACAGAUUAUUAAAAGACAUGCUAAUCAUUUGCAGUAUGUCAGUUUCAAGGUUGAUAGUAGUACAGAGUCUGCAGAAGCAGCUUGUGACAUCUUAUCUCAGCUGGUGAAUUGUUCUAUCAAGACACUUGGCUUGAUUUCAACGGCAAAACCAAGUUUCAUGAAUGUUUCCAAGGCUCACUUCGUGUCAGCGCUUACAGUAGUAUUUGUCAAUUCCAAGUCAUUAUCUUCCAUCAAGAUUGAAGACACACCAGUAGAUGAUCCAUCCUUGAAGGUCCUUGUUGCAAACAAUAGUGACACUUUAAAAUUGCUCAAAAUGAGCAGUUGCCCUCAUGUUUCACCAGCUGGAAUUCUUUGUGUUGCUGACCAGUGUCAUGGCCUUAGGGAGCUCGCUCUUAAUUACUAUCUACUAAGUGAUGAAUUGUUACUGGCUCUUUCAAGUGAGAAGCAUGUUAAUCUUGAACAUCUCCGUAUAGAUGUUGUGAGUGAGAAUCCUGGACAGAUUGAAUUUCACACUAUCAAAAAACAAAGUUGGGAUGCUCUCAUUAAACACUCCCCCAAAGUCAACAUUGUGAUGUACUUCUUCCUAUAUGAGGAAGAAUUUGAUGCAUUCUUCAGGGAGGAAACACCUGUAACUCAUCUUUAUUUUGGCCGUGCAGUAAGCAAAUCAAUGCUCGGACGUAUUGGCCUGAACUGCCCAAGGUUGAUUGAAUUGGUUGUCUGUGCUAAUGGCCUACAGCCCUUGGAUGAUGAACUCAUUCGCAUUGCUGAACGCUGUAAGAAUCUAACUGCCAUGGGGCUUGGUGAAUGUGAAGUUACAUGUCGAGGCUUCAUUGAGUUUGUAAAGAUGUGCGGAGGCAGGCUUACCCAGCUGUCAAUUAUGGAGGAAGUGCUUAUUCCAGACAAUGACUACAAUCUGGAUCAAAUUCAUUCUGAAGUGUCCAAACACCUUGGAAGAAUGUGGUUUCCUGAUAUGAUGCCAACAUGGUAAAAAAAAAAAUCAAUAAGGCAAAAGGCCGAAUUGGUUAGAACUGGCUUUACAUGGUGUUGCUUUCUAUGCAAAUAAGGAAUUUUAAAUAUAAACAUACUGAAUUAUUUUACUCAGUUAAUUGCAUACUGGCAGUGCUAUGCCAAUCAUAAAAUGGAAUAGAGUAUACUGAAUAGUGUACACAUUGAAAGUAUAUCCAUUAAGUGCUUAGUUUAUCCUCCAGUUAAUUGGAGUAUUUUUAACUGAUUUGUAUUUAAUUGUUAAGCACUUUAUUUAGUACAAGUUACUUUUGUACUAGUAUUUCUGGUGUGGCUAAACACUUUGGCCUUCUUGGUAAACUUCUGCCUAAUGGUUGUCUGGAUUUUUAGUUAAAGUGCCGUUUCUCCUGUUACUGUUCUUUUAAUCAAAAACAGUGGUUAUAUACAACUUGUAAACAACAACAGCUUAUAGUAUGAUGCUUGAGGCCUAUAUUUGUAUUAGUAUUGUGACAGUGCUCAAGCUACAACAGGACAACUGUGUAAAUGCACUAUUUCACUGUUCCCAACCCCCAUACCAGUUGAAAAAUUGCUUAUGGGCUUAUGUAACACUAUAGAAAACAUUGGUCAAUAACAUGUCCAAGAGCAGGCACCCCCAAACUUCGGCCCUCCAGAUGUUUUGGACUACAAUUCCCAUCAUCCCUGACCACUGGUCCUGUUAGCUAGGGAUCAUGGGAGUGGGAGUUGUAGGCCAAAACAUCUGGAGGGCCGCAGUUUGGGGGGUGCCUGUCCAAGAGCUUAUGGUUUUUCUAGUUAUGGGUGGAUGGUGGCACUGCAGAUGGCAGCCAUAGUGAUCACAGCAAAGGCAGUUUGGGAACAGCUCAGCCUCCUGCCACUUAUAAUUUAAGUUAUCCUCUUCAGCAAUCACUCUUCAUGUGCUCUAAGCACAGCUUGAAGCGUGGUAGAAUUGAAAAUUCACUUUCCCCCAGGAGCUUUUCUCAUCUUACCAGCCUGAUACAAACAAUCAUUUGAUUUUUUUUCUCUGCCGAACAACCCACAGAGAGAACUCUUACUACUUCCUGUACAGGAUUCCAUUAUGUAAAUAAAACAGAUACCAGCAUUGAGAAAGGAUAAUGUAUGUCUGUAUAGUGUUGAUGCUACUUAUAAGUGAUGCCUCUCCAGGAAAAUAACUUAUGUUUCUGAAUGUUCUGAUAUUAAAGAUACUGGUUACCCUAACCCAUA